AUCGAGGAGAAGUAGGACAGCGGUAGCCCUGGAAUGGGGCGCAGUAGGUUGGGGUGACAUGUGGUCAUGGGGGGACGUGCUGCUGCCGCUGCUCUACUGCGCCGCCCUGCUGGUCACUGUGUCCACCAUCAGACACCUCCUGAGACAGAGGAGACCCCGGGGCUUCCCUCCCGGACCCCUCAGACUGCCCCUCAUAGGGAACAUCCUGAGCCUCAACUCCACCGAGCCCCAUGUGUACAUGACCCGCCUGAGCCACAGCCACGGAGAGAUCUUCAGUCUGGACCUGGGUGGCAUCUCCACUGUCGUUCUGAAUGGUUAUGAUGCGGUGAAGGAGUGUCUGGUGCGCCAGAGUGAUGUCUUCGCUGACCGCCCAUCCCUGCCACUAUUUCUUAAGCUGACCAAGAUGGGAGGUCUAUUGAAUGCAAAAUAUGGGCGCUGUUGGACGGAGCACCGGAAGUUGGCGGUGAGCUGUUUCCGUAACUUUGGAUAUGGUCAGAAGUCUUUUGAAAGCAAAAUUUUGGAAGAGUCUUUUUUCUUCCUGGACACCGUGGACACCUAUAAGGGGAAAGCCUUCGACCCGAAACACCUGAUCACCAUCGCCGUCUCCAACAUCUCCAACCUCAUUCUGUUCGGGGAGCGCUUCCGGUACGACGACAACGAGUUCCAGCACAUGAUCGAGAUCUUCAGCGAGAAUAUCGAGCUGGCGACCAGCGCCUGGGUCUUCCUCUACAACGCCUUCCCCCUCAUCGGUAUCCUGCCUUUCGGGAAGCACCAGCAACUGUUUAAAAAUGCCGCCGAGGUCUACGACUUCCUCCUGCGGAUAAUCGAGCGCUUCUCGGAAAACCGCAAGGCGCAUUCGCCGCGCCAUUUCAUAGAUGCCUAUCUGGAUGAAAUGGAGAAGAAUGCCGCAGACCCGAACAGCACGUACUCCACGGAGAACCUGAUAUACUCUGUUGGAGAGCUAAUCAUUGCCGGAACUGAGACCACGACCAACGUUCUGCGCUGGGCCCUGCUCUUCAUGGCUCUCUACCCCAACAUUCAAGGUCAGGUGCAGAGAGAAAUCGAUUCCGUGGUCGGACCAAACCAGACCCCAACCUGUGCCGAUCGCCCCGCCAUGCCGUACACCGAGGCCGUCCUGCACGAGAUCCUGCGAUUCUGUAACAUCGCCCCGCUGGGGAUUUUCCAUGCCACGUCUAGAGACACUGAGGUCAGAGGCUACUCCAUCCCUGAGGGUACCACCGUCAUCACCAACCUCUACUCUGUGCACUUCGACCAGAAGUAUUGGACCGAUCCGGAGAUUUUCUACCCGGAGAGGUUCCUGGACGGCAGUGGCCAGUUCGUCAAGAAAGAGGCCUUCGUCCCCUUCUCUCUGGGCCGCCGGCACUGUUUGGGUGAACAGCUCGCCAGAAUGGAGCUCUUCCUGUUCUUCACGGCCCACCUCCGGCGCUUCCACGUCCACUUUCCACACGGCUCAGUGCCGAACCUGAAACCAAAGCUUGGCAUGACCCUGCAGCCGCAUCCGUAUCUGAUGUGUGCCGAGAGACGUCAGAGGUAG
Messenger RNA from Nanorana parkeri, 1555 nucleotides. RefSeq names its product vitamin D 25-hydroxylase. Gene Ontology annotation, molecular function: oxidoreductase activity, acting on paired donors, with incorporation or reduction of molecular oxygen, reduced flavin or flavoprotein as one donor, and incorporation of one atom of oxygen; iron ion binding; heme binding. Gene Ontology annotation, cellular component: intracellular membrane-bounded organelle; cytoplasm. The coding region runs from base 59 to 1555 and encodes 498 amino acids. Gene Ontology annotation, biological process: xenobiotic metabolic process. The record is from RefSeq and is a predicted model, not a curated record. The transcript is spliced from 5 exons. NCBI's taxonomy places the organism in Eukaryota, Metazoa, Chordata, Amphibia, Anura, Dicroglossidae.